GGUCCCCCUGCGUGAGCUGCUGCAUCUCAGACCUGCCCUGAGAUCCGCCGCACAGCACGCCACUCCAGACGACUCCGCGCAUUCAAUACAUCACAAUCCGCGCAGCCAAGGAAACCCAGCAAAACUCUGCCCCCCAAAUCCCCGGACCCUCAGGGUGGGGUAGAGACUCAGAGAAGAAGCAGCUCAAACAAAAGCACUCCUCUUGGCUUUAAGAUUAAAAAAAAGUUCAGAUACAAACUCAAGACGAUAAGCGGAACCGAUCGGCGUCUCCACAUUUUCAUGCAAAACUUUUCCUGAAGCCACUGAACGAGCAGCGAGCAUCCAACUGACCGACUGAAAAUGGCAAUCUCAUGGACACUCCUUGUAUUAGGUGUCCUCCUGUAUAGCAUGUCAUCCGCAUCAGGCGCGCAACCCGAUCCUUCUGACCCGGGCACUCAAACCGAUCCGUCUGACCCGGGCGCGCAACCCGAUCCGUCUGACCCAGCCGCGCAACCCGAUCCGUCUGCCCCAGCCGCGCAACCCGAUCCGUCUGCCCCAGCCGCGCAACCCGAUCCGUCUGCCCCAGCCGCGCAACCCGAUCCGUCUGCCCCAGCCGCGCAACCCGAUCCGUCUGCCCCAGCCGCGCAACCCGAUCCGUCUGCCCCAGCCGCGCAACCCGAUCCGUCUGCCCCAGCCGCGCAACCCGAUCCGUCUGCCCCAGCCGCGCAACCCGAUCCGUCUGCCCCAGCCGCGCAACCCGAUCCGUCUGCCCCAGCCGCGCAACCCGAUCCGUCUGCCCCAGCCGCGCAACCCGAUCCGUCUGCCCCAGCCGCGCAACCCGAUCCGUCUGCCCCAGCCGCGCAACCCGAUCCGUCUGCCCCAGCCGCGCAACCCGAUCCGUCUGCCCCAGCCGCGCAACCCGAUCCGUCUGCCCCAGCCGCGCAACCCGAUCCGUCUGACCCAGGCGCGCAACCCGGUCCGUCUGACCCAGCCACGCAACCCGGUCCUUCUGACCCAGGCGCGCAACCCGGUCCGUCUGACCCAGCCGCGCAACCCGAUCCUUCUGACCCAGGCCUGCAACCCGAUCCUUCUGACCCAGGCGCGCAACCCGAUCCUUCUGACCCAGGCGCGCAACCCGAUCCGUCUGACCCAGCCGCGCAACCCGAUCCUUCUGACCCAGCCACGCAACCCGAUCCGUCUGACCCAGCCACGCAACCCGAUCCGUCUGACCCAGGCGCACAACCCGGUCUUUCUGGCCCAGCAGCGCGACUCGACCCUUCCAAACAGACUAUAAAUGGCAAAGAAGCCAACACUGGGUCACCAACUAAAUUGCUCACCACAGCAUCACCAGAUUCUACAACUACUAUUUCUAAGAGUCUUCAGACACUGGAAGCACAAACAACCAUUGCUCCGAUCACAAUAGCCCUGCUUCUGGAACCGCGUACACAUAACGACAAUACUGGGACUGUCAACAUUCAACCCAUAUUCAGUCAUGAUCCCUUUGAUCUAAGCAGCAGCAGUAAGGGGAAUGUCAUCCGUGAAGCCUGUAAGACGCUGGGUCAGAAGAUGAAAGGAAAUUGCACCGUGAUGGUGGAAAUUAAUGACAAGAAAUUAACUGCAACAAUAACAAUAGAUGCCGACCAAAAGAUACCGCCAGAAAACUACAAACCUCUAGAACUUGUCAGUGGAGUUACAGACAAUAAUGCUUUACAGAAAGAGGAUCUAAACAAGUACACGAUACCAGACACGUUGAUCGCCAUCUUGGCUUCUUGUGGUGCUUUGGUGCUCAUUCUGUGCUGCUUUGCUGCGUACUGCACUUAUCAUCGCAGAUCCUACAGGAAGAACCAGCAACACCUGACAGAAGAGCUGCAGACAGUGGAGAAUGGUUAUCAUGACAAUCCCACACUGGAGGUGAUGGAGGUACAGCCGGAGAUGCAAGAGAAAAAACUGACAAUGAACGGGGAGUUCAACGACAGCUGGAUCGUCCCCAUAGACAACCUGCUGAAAGAGGACAUACCUGGUGAAGAAGACACACACUUGUAAUGGCAUCAGAUGAACCGUCUGGAGAAGGAAACCUGCUACUCUCAUAACGGUAGAUUGUGACCGGCCAGAAUGUAGAGAAAGCAGAAAUUGACAAAGACUAUCAAAUGUUUUCAUUUGGUGCCCAGGUGUAUAUGCUGUAAUUAAGUAGUUGAAUGUCAAGUAUGUGCUAGAAAUAGCCGAAAAGUUUUUAGGUUUCGAGUCACUGUGCAUGGGAAAGGGAGAAUCUGUAAAUGGAAUGACAAUGCACAAUCUGUGGCCUCUCUUUGUGCCUUAACUUUGCUUCAGCAGGAUUAGUUCAUGCUUUAAAACAAAUAGUUUUCUAAUAAACAAUUUGAUGAACAAAAUAUCUAGCAAAUAAUAGGUAAUAUAGCCCAUUUAUGAUUUCAAACAGAUUUGGUCCAAUAAUUUUCAGUAUUGAAUGAAAAAAGAAUUUAGGGUUUGCUCACCAUCUUGGAACGUUUUUCCCGCUGCAAUGCAUGUUGGGACUGCUUUCUCUAAAUGUGAAGCUGGCCAAAAUAAGGCCUCGAUUUCACUGCCUUUGCAUUAGGAGUGUGUCUUAUGAUGCUGUCAAGCAAUGCUAAUUACUUUCUCUAAAAAA
Molecule: messenger RNA, 2620 nt
Organism: Sinocyclocheilus grahami
Lineage: Eukaryota; Metazoa; Chordata; Actinopteri; Cypriniformes; Cyprinidae
Product: basic proline-rich protein-like
Exons: 7
Coding region: 340-2022 (560 amino acids)
Biological process (GO): positive regulation of cell-cell adhesion mediated by integrin; cell migration; regulation of microvillus assembly
Cellular component (GO): apical plasma membrane; microvillus membrane
Source: RefSeq, a predicted model, not a curated record